This is a messenger RNA of Phytomonas sp. EM1, 540 nucleotides long. Lineage: Eukaryota; Euglenozoa; Kinetoplastea; Trypanosomatida; Trypanosomatidae. The record is from the annotation of a GenBank genome assembly.
AUGACUGAAGUUGAAUCAAGCGAUGGGCAAAAGCUCCAUCCACUAAGGGAUGAUUGGUUUGUUUAUUACAUUCGCGCCGUCAAGGAUGGUAGGAGCUACGAUGAUGCCUGCGUAGAGUUGGAUUAUGUGCAUUCAAUCGAAGAAGUUUUCGCUGUCCUGAACACCUUUCCCAACGUUACCUUACUACCGCCAGAUGAUAGUUUGGUCUUUUCGAGGAAAAAGAUCUCACCAAAGUUUGAAAGCUUUCCUGAUGGUCAUCGCAUCUCCGUCUUUACAAAGACAAAGGUGCAGGCUGACGAUUGCAUCCUAAGGGUUAUCGCCGCCGUUCUUGGUGAGAGUAUAUUCAGGGAUGUUUGCAGCGAAGAGCCCCUUGUUGACGUCGUCCGUAUCUCACAUAAGCCUCAUCGCUUUUAUGAGUUUGCCGCUCGUAUAGAGGUGUGGGCGCACAAGUCCUCCCAUGAACGGGAACUGGAAGAAUAUUUUAGAGAUCUGCUUAAACUCAUUCCGGGGAUCUACAUUAAACCAUCAAAGAUGGUUUAA